CAUAGCUAUUUCAGUUUGUAUAAAAAUGCAAUUGACACUGCGAUGUUUGACGUGGCUUUCAGCCAAGCUGUUGGUUCUUUUGAGGCCACUUUUUUGGUACCGCGAUUGCAUAAAACCGGCAAGUAUUCCGCCGUCUACAGACUCAUUGUUUGAUCUCACUGCUUGCGAAUUGGCUAAAAAAAUAAGAUUAGGACAAAUAUCAAGUGAAUCCGUAGUAGAAGCAUACAUCGAGAGAAUAACAGAAAUAAACCCUUAUCUUAACGCAGUAGUAGAUGACCGAUUUGAAGAUGCUUUACGCGAAGCCCGACACUGUGACAAAAUGCUGGAGGCGGGGGUUGUUACACCAAUGCAGCUUCAAUUGGAAAAACCUUUCUACGGAGUCCCGUUCACUGUUAAAGAAAGCUGCAGUCUCAAAGGGCUUAGUUACACAGCAGGUACAUUAGCUCUUUCCGGUGUCAAGGCUGAUGGAGACAGUCUAGUUGUCAAAAAUAUGCGCGAAGCUGGUGCUAUUCCUCUUUGUGUUACAAAUACGCCGGAAUUGUGUUUUGGUUUUGAGUGUACCAAUCCACUUUACGGCACUACUGUUAAUCCGUAUGAUAGAAGAAAGACUGCCGGUGGUUCUUCUGGUGGCGAAGGCGCUUUAUUAGGAGCCGGAGCAUCUAUUAUUGGUGUUGGUUCAGAUCUUUCUGGGUCUAUUAGAAUACCAGCACUAUUCAAUGGUGUUUUUGGGCAUAAACCGACUCCUGGAAUAGUUCCAAUGGAAGAAUAUCUUCCGACGGUAGAAAACAAUGGAUUUUCUCAGUAUGGAACGUUUGGGCCAAUGACUAGAUUUGCAGAAGAUCUUCACAUGGUACUUAAAGUGAUGACGAAAAAUUGCAAGACUAAUUUGCGUCUUGAUGAACCGGUUGACGUCAAAAAACUUCAUGUUUAUUACUUGGAAGAUAUUGAUAAUAAUUUCGGUGUUUCUUCUGUCGAUGAAGAUAUCAGACAAUCUAUUCGACUUGCUGCUCAAUAUUUUGAGUCUUGCGGUGCGAAGAUAAGCAAGCCAGUUAUUGAAGAGUUAAGCGACGGUUGUGAAAUAGGAGCAGUAAAACUUUUCUCUUGGAGUAGUUUACCGCCUAUUUUAAUGCAUCCCGAUGAUCCAAAAAUAAAAGUAAAUCCGUUUUUAGAAUCCAUAAAAGCGAUACUUGGAUGCUCAUCACAUUCAAUUUCAUCUAUUUUUGUGGCGAUUGUUAGGGAAAUGAAUGGAUUUGUACCUGAAUCUCGAUUUUCGCUGUACGAAGAAAAAUAUGAAACAUUGCAAAAAAAACUUUUGACAAUCUUGGAUGAAAAUUCAGUGUUAUUAUUCCCGACUUUUGUUAGCUCAGCUCCAGCAGUCGGUCAAUGUGCUCUGCUGACAAUUUCAGGUGUAUUUUGCAUCCUUUGCAAUAUUCUUCGGCUACCGGCAACGCACGUUCCAAUGGGUUUGAAUAAGCAAGGCUUACCAAUCGGAUUUCAGGUGAUCGCUGCACCUCAUCAAGACAGACUCUGCUUAGCAGUCGCUAAAGAAUUAGAAAAAGCAUUUGGCGGCUGGGUUCCACCGACAAAACUAGAUUAAAAUAUAAUUGAUUAAAGUAUUGUUAAUUUUAAUUACUGUAAUAUAGAUGGUUUGUAAUAAAUGUAGAUAAAUAUGAUUA
This is a messenger RNA of Cotesia glomerata, 1676 nucleotides long. Its product is annotated as fatty-acid amide hydrolase 2-B-like. The transcript has 9 exons. Lineage: Eukaryota; Metazoa; Arthropoda; Insecta; Hymenoptera; Braconidae. The coding region runs from base 26 to 1597 and encodes 523 amino acids. The record is from RefSeq and is a predicted model, not a curated record.